Anoplopoma fimbria (sablefish) is the source of this 1077-nucleotide messenger RNA. RefSeq lists its product as uncharacterized. The transcript is spliced from 6 exons. Lineage: Eukaryota; Metazoa; Chordata; Actinopteri; Perciformes; Anoplopomatidae. The coding region runs from base 1 to 618 and encodes 205 amino acids. The record is from RefSeq and is a predicted model, not a curated record.
AUGUCACAGCUGAAGAUGUUGGUCGUUACACCUGCAGACAGUUUAUAUCAGACAAACAACAAGGUUCAGAUGCUCUGGUGGAUCUUGGAGGGAACAAAUACCACUGAUACAGUCUCCUUGUUCUGCACCGUGUUGACAUACGAUCAGUGUGAACACACAGUAGAGUGGCUGUAUGAGGGUGAUAAGAGUGAUGUGGAGACAUCACAGCGUACCUGUUUAGCCACUGUGACACUUUUGGCUCCUCAUCUUUAUCAGAAAUCAAAGAAUUAUGAGUUACUGAAGUGUAAGGUGACAGAUAAAAAGAGUGGAGAAACCCUGCUGUGUAAAGUCGGCCCCCAGUUCUCAUGUGAGAAAACAGGGAGCACAUCAGUGGGGAGAAACAAUACAUCAUCUGCAAAGAAUGACACUCCAACAAAACAAGGUUGGUGGAGGUUCAUCAUUUUGGGUUUAGCAACACUCAUGCUAAUUGUUCUGGCAGUCUACAUGUGGAAGAGAACUAAAGGGAACAGAACACAGAUGGACGACAAUGCUGUGCAUCAUGAAGAUGAAGAUGAAGAUGAGGGUACAGUGACCUAUGAAAAUGUUGGAGAACCUUCUGCUUCUGUCCGACUCCACUGAUGAACAACUUCAACAUCCACUCACAAAAAAAAUGUAAAUAAACCUUUUAAUAUCAUUUUUUAAUGUUUUCUAAGGUGUAUAAAAAAGUUAAGUCUAAAUUGUCAUCCAGUUUAACAAUUUAAACUUUAAAUGAAGAUGUUUCUCAUUGCUCUUAAUAUGUUCUCUAUUUGACAUUCAUAGCUAUUAUAUGGCAUCCAACAACAUUCUGCUAUGCACAGAUACGGUGGAGUGAUGUCAUAGAUAUGCUCUGAUUUUGGAACUAAGCCCCUUUGAAGUUAAGCUUUGCUCAAGUUUUUUGUCUUUUUGUGUACAGAUGUAAAUUCAUUAAUUUUAAUUCAUAACACCGCUGUAAAAAUGUUUGCUGUUUGUCCAAAAUGUUUUUGCACACAAUGUUUUGAGGGUUUGAAUGAGUUUUCAACCUUACUAGAGUCUGAAAAUGAUAUAGUCUGCAAAUAAAAA